AGCAGGGUUGCCAGAUUGGUCGGUUAUCCGCCAAUUGGGCCUAAUUUGUCUUUCUUUGGGCGGGAUGUUGUAAUCCGGGCCACCUUUUUUCGCCAUUAGGGCGGUUUCCACCUACGAAAGGCUAGACUAUAGUCCAGAGGUUUUAAAACUGUAAAGGAGGCGCAGUGAGAGACACGUGGGGCAAAGAUACUGUGUGAGGUGAAAAGGACAGGUGCAUGCUGGUAAAACAAAGGGGACUUAGUAUUUGUAGUUGUAUUUUUUUCCGCUCAUCUACACGUUCAGCAUUUGCAGCAGCAGCAGUGGGAUUGAGGCACAGCUCCCUGAAGCAAUUAAGUGUUUAUGACCUUGCUUUCAAGCCAGAUGGCAGCCAACUCAUCAUUGCUGCAGGUCUUCGUGUCCUUGUUUAUGACGCAGCAGAUGGAGCUAUUAUCCAGCCUUUAAAAGGACACAAAGACAUAGUGUACUGUGUGGCCUAUGCCAAAGACGGUAAAAGGUUUGCCUCUGGGUCAGCAGACAAAAGCAUCAUCAUCUGGACAUCUAAACUGGAGGGUAUUUUGAAAUAUACUCACAAUGACUCUAUCCAGUGUGUUGCCUACAACCCUGUCACUCACCAACUUGCCUCUUGCUCUUCUGGUGACUUUGGUCUUUGGUCACCGGAGCAAAAAUCUGUUAACAAACAUAAAGUGAGCAGCAAAAUAACAUGUUGUGGGUGGACAAAUGAUGGCCAGUACCUUGCCCUUGGCAUGAUGAAUGGAGUAGUCAGCAUACGGAACAAGAACGGAGAGGAGAAGGUUAAGAUCGAGCGUCCAGGAGGCUCUUCCUCUCCUAUCUGGUCCAUAGCGUGGAACCCUUCUAAGGAUGAGCACAAUGACAUUCUAGCUGUGGCAGACUGGGGUCAGAAGCUCUCUUUCUAUCAGCUCAGUGGAAAGCAGAUUGGAAAAGAUAGGACUCUCACCUAUGACCCGUGUUGCGUCAGCUACUUCUCUAAGGGCGAGUAUAUAGUCAUGGGUGGCUCUGAUAAACAGGCCUCCCUCUACACUAAAGAUGGUGUGCGGCUAGGCACCAUUGGAGAGCAGAAUGCCUGGGUGUGGACGUGCCGGGUUAAGCCUGACUCCAACUUUGUGGUGUUGGGCUGCCAGGAUGGGACCAUUGCCUGCUACCAACUUAUCUUCAGUACAGUUCAUGGCCUCUACAAGGAUCGCUAUGCUUACAGAGACAGCAUGACUGAUGUCAUUGUCCAGCAUCUCAUCACUGAACAAAAAGUGAGGAUCAAGUGCCGUGAGCUGGUGAAGAAGAUCGCCAUCUACAGAAACCGUCUUGCCAUCCAGCUGCCUGAGAAGAUCCUCAUCUAUGAGCUCUAUUCAGAUGACUCCUCAGACAUGCACUACCGCAUCAAGGAGAAAAUUUGCAGGAGGUUUGAAUGCAACUUGCUGGUGGUCUGCUCCCAGCAUAUCAUCCUGUGUCAGGAGAAGAGGCUCCAGUGCCUGUCCUUCACCAGUGUCAGGGAAAAAGAAUGGGUGAUGGAGUCCCUGAUUCGCUACAUCAAAGUGAUCGGUGGUCCGCCAGGCAGAGAGGGCCUACUAGUAGGGUUAAAGAAUGGAGCUAUCCUGAAGAUAUUUGUUGACAACCCGUUUCCCAUCACACUGCUGAAGCUGUCAACGUCAGUGCGCUGCCUGGACAUGAGCGCCUCCCGCAAUAAACUGGCUGUGGUGGAUGAGCACAGCACUCUCCUGGUCUAUGACAUCAAUAGUAAAGAACUACUUUUUCAGGAACCUAAUGCUAACAGCGUGGCCUGGAACACCCAGUGUGAGGACAUGCUGUGCUUCUCUGGCAACGGGUACCUUAACAUCAAGGCUAGCAACUUCCCUGUACACCAGCAGAAGAUGCAAGGCUUUAUGGUCGGCUACAAUGGCUCUAAGAUCUUCUGUCUCCACGUCUAUUGCAUGUCAGCUGUGGAGGUGCCUCAGUCAGCACCCAUGUACCAGUACCUGGAGAGGAAGAUGUUUAAGGAGGCCUAUCAGAUCGCCUGUCUGGGUGUGACAGACAGUGACUGGAGGGAUUUAGCCACAGAAGCCCUGGAGGGACUUGACUUUGACACUGCCAAGAAGGCCUUCAUUAGAAUCAGAGACCUGCGCUACCUGGAACUCAUUAAUAGCAUUGAGGAGAGGAAGAAGCGGGGUGAGAACGACAAUGAGCUGUUCCUGGCAGACGUCUUUGCCUACCAGGGGAAAUUCCAUGAGGCAGCCAAACUUUACAAACGUACUGGCCAUGAAUCUAGAGCCCUGAGCAUGUACACUGACCUGCGCAUGUUUGAGUAUGCCAAGGAGUUUGUCGGAGCAACAGACCCUAAGAGCUCUCGGAUCCUGAUGACCAAGCAGGCCGACUGGGCUAAGAGCAGCAAGGAGCCACGGGCAGCAGCAGAGAUGUACCUGUCAGCUGGAGAACAUCUCAAAGCAAUAGACAUUAUAGGCGAGCAUGGCUGGGCCGACAUGCUGAUCGACAUCGCUCGUAAGUUGGACAAGGCUGAACGCGAGCCGCUGGGAAAAUGUGCACUCUACUUCAAGAGGCUGAAGCACCAUGGCUAUGCCUCAGAGACUUAUUCCAAGAUGGGAGAUUUGCAGGCUCUGGUGCAGUUGCAUGUGGAAACCCGGCACUGGGAAGAGGCCUUCUCGCUGGUGGAGAAGCACCCCCAGUUCAAGAAUGAUGUGUUUGUGCCUUAUGCCCAGUGGCUGGCUGAGAAUGACCGCUUUGAGGAAGCACAGAAAGCAUUUCACAAGGCAGGGCGACAGAAUGAAGCUGUGAAAGUCCUGGAGCAGCUUACCCACAAUGCAGUGGUGGAGAACAGGUUCAACGAUGCAGGGUACUAUUACUGGAUGUUGUCUAUGCAGUGUCUGGACAUCGCUAGAGAAAGUGAAGAACAGAGGGAUGAAAUGCUGAAGAAGUUUGAGUAUUUUCAGCAUCUUGCUGAGCUCUACCAUGUCUAUCGCUCCAUUCAGCGUUACACGGAUGAGCCCUUCAGCUCCCACAUGCCAGAGACACUCUUCAACAUCUGCAGGUUCCUCCUGAACAACCUCACCAAGGACAUACCACCAGGCAUUUCUAAAGUUAACACCUUAUAUGCAUUAGCUAAGCAGAGUCAAAAACUGGGUGCAUACAAGCUUGCCAGGUAUUCUUAUGAGAAGCUGCAGGAGCUUCACAUUCCCUCUCGCUUCCAGGAGUCCAUAGAACUGGGCAGCCUCACCAUUCGCACCAAACCUUUCCACGACAGUGAGGAUCUGAUUGAGGGCAUGAUGUGCUACCGCUGCUCCACCAACAACCCUUUGCUGAACAACCAGGGGAGUAUGUGCAUCAAUUGCAGGCAGCCUUUCAUCUACUCAGCUUCAUCUUAUGAGGUGCUGCCCCUGGUGCAGUUCUACCUGGAGGAGGGUAUCACUGAUGAAGAGGCUGUGUCUCUUAUUGACCUGGAAGUUCCUCACAUGAAUGAGAGGGAUCCACAGUGGCAGGAUAUGGGCAAUGGUGAGCUGCAGGCUUUGAGGAUGGAUGAUGGUUUGGAUAAUGCAGAGCAAGACCCAUUUACAGCCAAAAUGAGCUUUGAGCAGGGGGGCUCAAACUUUGUCCCCGUCAAGGUGAGUCGCUUGGUGCUGCGCUCUAUGAGCAGGAGGGACGUCCUGAUCAAACGCUGGCCCAGGCCACUCAAAUGGGAAUACUUCCGCUCCCUGCUGCCUGAUGUGAGCAUCACUAUGUGCCCCACCUGCUUCAAGAUGUUUCAUAGUGAGGAUUAUGAGCUCCUGGUGCUUCAGCACAACUGCUGUCCUUACUGUCGCAGACCCAUUGAUGAACCAAACUGAUCUGCUUAAAACUAUAGCAGCUAUUUUAAACAUUUCAAUUAUUGUACCCUCAAGCUAAUCUUUUCGUCCUUUGGAUUUUUAUCCUGCAGUGGAUUUUCUGACAUUCCAUCAUUAUUCUUGUGCAUUGUAAUACGGUUAUGACUGAAAUAUAUGUAGACAUCUAUUUAUUGUCAAGUUGCUGUGAUUGUGUUACAUGCUAUGCCUUGAGCUCCCUCUCAAGAGAAGCCAAAGGCUGACUGACUGAAGUAAUACCUGUAGUGUUUGUGCGUUGAGCAUUAUAGAGUGUAAGAAAGGUGCAACAUCAGCCAAUCAACCCAAUUGGAUUAUUAGGAUCAGAUUACCUAGGGCUGUCACUGAUUACAUCAUCACUUUUAAAGGGAACAUGAAUGUAAAGUGUAAAAAAUUUUGCUAGAAAAACAAAUUUAUUUAAAAAAACACUAUUUUGACCCAAUGGAAUAAAUCUAUUUGUUAUGUAGAGAAUGUUAUUAUUCACAAAGGCCAGAUACAUCUGCCAAGAAGUGCAUUCCACAGACCUACCUUUAGUCAGCAUAAGUAUUUGGACAGUGACACAAGUUUUGUAAUAUGGAUUCGGUACACCCUUGAGAUAUUUUGCCAGGCCUUUACUGCAGCCGCCUUCAAUUGCUGCUUGUUUGUGGGACUUUUGGGCAUUGAAGAAUAAUCCAUUUCUUUGCCAUGAGAAGCUCUCAGGUUGCUUUCCCAGUAUGUUUAGGGUCAUUAUCCAUCUAUACUGUGAAGCACUGUCCUAUCAGUUUUACAUCAUUUGGCUGAAUCUGAACAGAGAGUA
Xiphias gladius (swordfish) is the source of this 4653-nucleotide messenger RNA. It is a transcript of the gene ift122, whose product is annotated as intraflagellar transport 122 homolog (Chlamydomonas). NCBI's taxonomy places the organism in Eukaryota, Metazoa, Chordata, Actinopteri, Istiophoriformes, Xiphiidae. The transcript has 29 exons. Gene Ontology annotation, biological process: protein localization to cilium; intraciliary retrograde transport; non-motile cilium assembly. The coding region runs from base 216 to 3848 and encodes 1210 amino acids. Gene Ontology annotation, cellular component: intraciliary transport particle A; non-motile cilium. The record is from RefSeq and is a predicted model, not a curated record. Gene Ontology annotation, molecular function: protein binding.